Messenger RNA from Paramisgurnus dabryanus, 2438 nucleotides. The record is from RefSeq and is a predicted model, not a curated record. NCBI's taxonomy places the organism in Eukaryota, Metazoa, Chordata, Actinopteri, Cypriniformes, Cobitidae.
ACUUUCUUCUUUCUGCAUGCAUGUGUGUGAUGUUAAGGGACCGCCACUGUUCAUCCACUUUAAUAAAACCUAAACCUCAUAUUCUGUUGAAGGCUUUGUAGUAGAGGAUUUAUUAUCUGCUCCUAUUUUUUUUUUUUUUUUUGCACAAUGACAAUAAGAUCAGACCGAGACCAUGGUCAACGUUAUCGGCCACGGAUGGCCUGCCUCAAAAAGGUGGAGGCCAUAGUGGUUCAGAUGCAGGACCCAACAAAUGGAGUUAAAAAAUCAGAACAGAAGCUAAAUGUUACAACAAUUCCUCAUGCAAUGUCUGGUGAGGACAUCCUUGCGUGGAUUGCCAACCAUAUGAAGACAAACCGUGAAGAGGCUCAAGCAUUUGGCACAAUGUUAGUGGCAUGUGGGUACAUCUACCCUCUUCAGGACCACAAAAAACUUGUACUUAAACCAGAUAGCAGUUUGUACCGCUUUCAGACCCCUUAUUUCUGGCCUGUGCAGAAAUGGAAGGCUGAAGACACUGAUUACGCAAUCUAUCUUGCAAAGAGAAACAUUCGCAAAAAGGGAGUACUUGAUGCUUAUGAACAGGAGGAAUACAACAAACUUCACAAAUGGAUGAACCACAAAUGGGAUUUUAUAGUAAUGCAAGCUAAAGAGCAGAACCAUGCUGGGAAGGAACGUAAGAAGCCAGACAGAGUGGUGUUUGACUGUCAAGAGAGAGCUUACUGGAUUGUCCACAAACCUCCGCCACAGACUCACAGUGGCAUGGAUUAUGGCAUGGAUCGCCAUAUCAAUCCUAAUGCAGAGGAGAAAAAAACCUACGAUUACUACAGAAGAAUUAUCAUCUACACACAGCAAGCCAUCAUGAGGUCAAGGGUCAAGUCUUCAGUGUCUCUUGGAGCCAUUGUCAAGUACAUAACAACAUACAAGAACCACGACCCGUUCCUGGUUCCCUGUCUUCCGAGCAACCCCUGGCAAACUGAUGAUGACACAUACUGGGAGCUAAACAUGCCGAAUGUUGAAGUUCCCACAAAGAUGAGAGUUGAACGUUGGUCCUUCAGUUUUUUUGAGUUGCUCAGUGACCCACGGGGCCGUGCAGACUUUAAGGUCUUCCUUAAGAAAGAAUUUAGUGGGGAGAAUAUGGCUUUCUGGGAAGCAGCUGAGGAGAUGAAAUGGGGAGCAGCAUCUUCUAUGUCAGAAAAGGCAGAGAGCACUUUUAAGACGUUUUUGGCCCCAGGAGCACCACGCUGGAUCAACAUUGAUGGCAGGACUAUGGGUAUUACAGUGAAAGGUUUAGAGCAUCCUCACCGCUAUGUGCUGGAUGCUGCGCAGAACCACAUCUUCAUGCUCAUGAAAAAGGAUACAUUUUAUCGCUACUUAAAGUCGCCUGUUUACAAGGAAAUUCAAAAGAAGGCCAUUUCACCAGCACCACACAAUUUUACUGAUGCUCAACUGCAGCAGAACAGCAGGAACCGCAGGAGCAGCAUCCACCCCAUCAUCACCUGGCAACAGGAACAGGAAGAGAAAGCAAAGGCAGCAGCCGCAGCUGGACCGGUGGAUAUUAAAAAGCUAAAAGAGAUGGCCAGCAAACUAGAUCGCAAAUAGAAGGUUGGACAACAGCGGCCUGUCUGGUUGUUUAAAGUAGACCAGUACAAAGAUUUUAUUAUCCUUGGGUGAUCUUCAUGUGAGGAUUCAGUAGGCGUAUAACAGAGCUAAGCUUAUGGACUCUGUAAUGUAAUUCUUGCAUGAAAUUUGCUGGCCACUGAAUUAAUAUCAAUGUAAAUAUGACUCUGAGAAAACAAUGAGUGGUUUGACCCACCUGGUAAAUGAUGAAUACCGGCGGUAGAUUAAAUGUUCUGUAAUCUAUUUCUAUGUAUAAAUUAUAUAUUUUGUAGUGGAUGUUCUUAGUAUAAAUCAUACAUGUGAAUGAAUGUGAUUGGCUUCUUUUUAAAUUACAUUGGUUUCCAUUCAUUCCGUGAUAACAGGGAUUAUAUUGUAGAUUUUUGUGACCCACACAUUGUAACAACAUUAUAAUUAUCUGGUGAGCUUAUGGUGACUUUACUGAGAGAUCAGAUUGUUGACUGGGAUGUUUAGGAUCUCAAUUAGACGGCAUCAAAUAUCUAGAUCUAAUCGCAUCAAAAUCUGAAUCAAUAAAGCAACUAUCAACUGUGUACAAAUGGUCAGCAGAGUUAAUAAAGAAUAUUGACCGUUUCAUGGGACGCACACACGUUGCCACGGUUACGCGUCUGCUUAUGGAUCACGGAUCAUUGCUGUGCGGAUUGAGCAGCCAUGCAUAUACGAAUUUAAGGAUCUGUAGCUAACAUUUGCACAUUCAUUUUACACAGUAUCAUUAGCUCAGUGGAAUGGUUGAUAUGCUUUAGCUACGUCAUUUACUGGUUAUGUAAGGAAUAAUUGACGACGGGCCAUUGAAUUAUAAGAAAAUAAUG